Messenger RNA from Selaginella moellendorffii, 528 nucleotides. RefSeq names its product probable 4-coumarate--CoA ligase 3. The transcript has a single exon. Gene Ontology annotation, molecular function: CoA-ligase activity. NCBI's taxonomy places the organism in Eukaryota, Viridiplantae, Streptophyta, Lycopodiopsida, Selaginellales, Selaginellaceae. The record is from RefSeq and is a predicted model, not a curated record. The coding region runs from base 1 to 528 and encodes 175 amino acids.
AUGACGGAGGGCGGCCAGAUUUCCAUGGGAACCACGGCAAACGCGGGCUACCUCCUUCCAGAACAGGGCCGUCGCUGGGUGAGGGGAGACGGCGUGGUCACUACUGUGCGUGGCAAGGAUGGGUUUGCGGACACGGGGGACAUCGGAUUUUUCGACUCGGACAACCGGCUCCACCUAGUUGGACGUGAAAAGGACAUCAUCAAGGUCAAAGGCAAUCAGGUUCCGUGCCAGCUGCUCGAGGCCAUCGCGCUCCAGUGUCCGGGAGUCCGAGAGGUUGCAGUUGUGGGCAAACCAGAGCGAACCUACGGUCACGUUCCCGUGGCAUUUGUCGACAUGGAUCCACCCAGGGAUGCCAACGCCAUCUUUGCCUUCGUCGGGAAGCUUGCACCAGAGUGGUACAUGCGGAUUCAAAGACGUCAUCUUCGUCCCCGAGCUGCCAAGGACGCCCAUCACUGCCAAAGUCAACAAAAAGGCGCUUGCAGCGAUGUUCUCUACCUAGUGCGAGCCCUUUGCUCGUCUCGGUUCUAG